AAUGUCUCGCAGGUAUCUGGUUUGACGAACCACGAUGCGUGCGUGGUGCAUGUGUGUGCGUAUCGUGUGAAUUUUCGCAGGUGGUGAUUUUUCGUGCAGAACGAAUAUCCGAGAUCUGCCGGUGGACGGACGCUAAUCGAAACAAGGAGACGCGAGUUCGAGGCGCCGUGAUCGCGGGGCGUAUCCCAAAAUCGUGGCGGAGAAACGGUCCUGCUUUCGUCCAGUAAACUUCGUCGUGCUACGUGCGUCGUGUUUUGUCGUGUUCCGUGAGAAAAUCGUAAUUCUGUAAAAAAGAAAGUGCGAGUGAGAACAAAUCGAAGGGGUUAAAUAUCAGCUAAUCAAGGGAAAUUGAUUUGACAUGACGACCACCGAGCUGACUCACCUUCCUGAACGAUGUCGAAUCACUUUGUAACGAAUUUUGAAAAAUUCUAUUUUUAAACAAUAGUCAGUUAAACAAUAAUCUUCAAACAGCAACCAAAAAAUCUUAUUUAUUAUCAUCAAACGUCUCACUGUGAAUCACUGCCAAUGUGUAACUCAGCCGACGAUUCUUACGUACAAAAGCUAGGUUAUCUGCAACUCGGGGAUGAAUCCACUGACGCCGGUGGUGCCGGGUCGGGUACCGGCAGGGUCACGGGAUCACGACCUGAGGCUCAGGUACCCGUGUCGAGGAAUGUCAUAAGCAGAACAGAUGCCAGAGGACCUGGUAGACCAGUUGGUGCUAUUGAAAGUUUCAUUGAGAGCAAUGCUGACACUUGCAGGCAGUCAGCAGCUGAUUACAAGCUAUAUGAACGUGAAAAUAUAAUAGCUGCAUCAAGAUUUCCCACACCAAAACCAGUAGAGCAAAUCAGUGCACAGCAGCAACAAAAUCAAAACCGUAUGAGUCAUCAGCAAGCACCAGUAUAUGAAAAUAUUGACUAUUAUCCGCAACAAAAUCAACCUCAUCCUCCAUAUUAUCAUCCAGUGGAAUCUAGGAAGAGCCCUAAGAGUAGUCCUAGGGGAUCUUUAGCAGGUGAAUCCUAUGAACCUACAUUUAGAAAAGCACAACCACAGGUUCCUACUGGGAAUCGAUAUCAAUCUGCAUCACCAGCAAAAGAAUUACCUCCAUAUGAGGCACCUCCUGUAUAUGAAAAUAUUCAGGAGGUGCAUUUCCCAGAAAACACACAAAAUAAACCAGGCCCUCAGGUUCCACCAAAUUAUUAUCACCCAGCAACAAUUAAUGGCGGUGAUUAUGUUGUUAUGACAGGAAAAGUGGGCCAAGCACAAAAUCAAAGAGGUAUGACACAAAAUUUAUCAUACACACAACAAAGAGGAAGCAAUAUACGUGGUCAAAGUUAUGAUGGCUCUAGUUUACAACGCUGUGUUGAUUCAUCCACAUCAAGGUACUUACAAGGAUCUUCUUCAUCUUUAGAUCAUCAAGCUGGUAGAAGUGCUUAUGUUCCACCAUCUGAACUACAAACACCAACCCGAAAUUUUAAUUAUAAUUCUGAGCAACAACAACAACAUUCUCCCAGAUCUGGACUUCCUUAUCAUAGUGAGUCACCACCGAUACGCUUACCUCCAGAGCCACAUCAUUAUCGUGGAUCUGUGGAUAGUUCAAUGAGUGGACAGCAUGGAUUUAGAGCUUCAAAUCAUAUAGAAACUGUACAACAGUCUCAAUACCGCCAGGAUAGUCCCCAAAGUUACAAAUCUUACAUAGAAUCACCCGCAAGAAGUACAAAUACAAAUAUUACUGGAGAGACUCAGGCCAGAAACUCACCUGUCUAUGGUGCGAGACAAGGAGAGCAAUCUGCUUGCCGCAAUUCUCCCUGUUAUUCUCCAAGUAGAAUGUUACCAUCAAAUGAGAGAAACUAUCAUCAUCAAGAACCUAGAUCAGAAUUUCCUGUCAGAAAUUCUCCAAUAUAUUCAUCGAACAGAUCAUCAGAACACUUAAGAUUAAGUAAUUUACAGAAUGAUAGAAGUUUUGUUCAGGAUACAACUGAUCCUUCUGAUACAUCAAAACCAUCACCUAUGUAUUCACCUAGCCGUAGUGAUUCUUCCAGAACCGUAGCCAAUAAUAAUAGUACAAGAGGUUCUCCAAAAGUAAGUCCAACUCACAACCAGGUAUCGUCCGAUACAGUCGCGCAAAAUGUGGUUAAUUCGCCAAGACACGUGUCACCAUCUUCCGCAAGCAAUAUUAUCGGAAGUCCUCUACGUGGUCAGGUACAAACACCAGUGACCACUGGUGCACCAAACAUCGCAGAAUCUGAUCCAAAUGUUCAUGGGCCUAGAAUCACCAGUCUCCCUCCAGGGGUGACCAGUGGUGUAGCCGGCCCAGUCUUUUUAAAUGCCGGUGUACCUGUAUUGCAAAGGCCACCCGAACCUGAACUUGAAGAAAGAAAGUCAGUCAGUCCACCGAUCAAACCGACAUCCGGCAAGGGACUACUACCCUACAAUGUUAUACCACCUAGACCUUCCGGACCCACCGAAGCAGAGAGGAAAAUAGAAGAAUUGACAAGACAACUCGAAGAGGAGAUGGAGAAGCAAGAAGAAGAAGGGGAAUACUUUGGUAUUUGUCACACAUGCGGUGAAAAAGUAACGGGGGCGGGUCAGGCCUGCCAAGCUAUGGGCAACCUUUAUCACACAAAUUGUUUCAUAUGCUGUUCCUGUGGAAGAGCGUUACGCGGUAAAGCGUUCUAUAAUGUCCACGGAAGAGUAUACUGCGAGGAAGAUUAUCUGUACUCUGGUUUCCAACAAACUGCUGAGAAGUGCGCAAUCUGUGGUCACCUCAUUAUGGAAAUGAUAUUACAAGCUAUGGGGAAAUCCUACCAUCCAGGAUGCUUUAGAUGUUGUGUUUGUAACGAAUGUCUUGAUGGUGUUCCCUUCACGGUUGACGUUGACAAUAAAAUUUACUGUGUUAACGAUUACCAUAGGAUGUUCGCGCCAAAGUGUGCUUCCUGUGGAAAGGGAAUCACUCCAGUUGAGGGUACAGAGGAAACCGUAAGAGUUGUUUCCAUGGACAAAGAUUUCCAUGUAGAUUGUUACGUUUGCGAGGAUUGUGGUAUGCAACUGACCGACGAACCGGACAAACGAUGCUACCCACUCGAUGGUAGGCUUAUGUGUCGUGCGUGCCACAUCCAACGCAUAUCCCACACGCAACCCAGAGCUCCACAGCCAGUAUCAGCUAGUUAUCAAUUUAUGGGAUAAGUUAAAUAUAUUAAGUUGAAUGUUUAAAAUUCAAUUGCAUAUCGGUCAUCCGGUAAUGAACAUCGUUAAGAACUGACUGAACAAAUCGAUCUAUUAUUAACGUAAAGCUUACACGUGUCUAUCCUCUACGAAAUAGAAAUUUAUAGAAAAAAUACAGUUAUCGAUAUUUACAAUAUAAUUAAUCAAUGUUUACAGAAGUAAUACAGCUUUAUUGUUCCUCUAAAAUGUGAGAGGUUUGACGUGAUCUAGCAAGACUGGAUAUUUGCAAAAUCGAAAUAUCUACACUGCCUUUUGGGAUCAUCUAGAAUCUAGAUUAUAUAGUCAGGGCGACGUUUGAUCUUUUUUUAGCAAUGUAUAUUAUUCCGUUUUUAUGAGAAAUAAUUUCCCAUUGACAGCUAUUAAUAUAGGUUAGUAGUAUAUUUAA
Bombus impatiens (common eastern bumble bee) is the source of this 3607-nucleotide messenger RNA. It is a transcript of the gene jub, whose product is annotated as LIM domain-containing protein jub. Gene Ontology annotation, biological process: response to hypoxia; negative regulation of hippo signaling; positive regulation of miRNA-mediated gene silencing. Gene Ontology annotation, cellular component: P-body; adherens junction; nucleus. Bases 526 to 3183 code for a protein of 885 amino acids. The transcript has 6 exons. The record is from RefSeq and is a predicted model, not a curated record. NCBI's taxonomy places the organism in Eukaryota, Metazoa, Arthropoda, Insecta, Hymenoptera, Apidae. Gene Ontology annotation, molecular function: transcription corepressor activity.